Ctenopharyngodon idella (grass carp) is the source of this 3397-nucleotide messenger RNA. It is a transcript of the gene slc30a9, whose product is annotated as solute carrier family 30 member 9. Gene Ontology annotation, biological process: transmembrane transport; zinc ion transport; positive regulation of transcription by RNA polymerase II. Gene Ontology annotation, molecular function: monoatomic cation transmembrane transporter activity. Bases 209 to 1948 code for a protein of 579 amino acids. The record is from RefSeq and is a predicted model, not a curated record. The transcript is spliced from 20 exons. Lineage: Eukaryota; Metazoa; Chordata; Actinopteri; Cypriniformes; Xenocyprididae. Gene Ontology annotation, cellular component: membrane; nucleus.
GCGAGACUGCAGACACAGUGGAAAAAAUAUCGCUAUCUCGUUCAAUCACCCACGAUCUCGCGAGCUCUCCGUCUUCACUGCUUUCAGUGUUAUGUUGAUACUAAUCGCUAUGGACUGUGUUGAGUUAGCCGAACACCACUUAUAAAUGAUGGACUGACCUUCAUAAAGCAGGAUUCAGUGUGUGUCUCCGGGACUUGCUACAGAGAGGAUGUUCCCCAGCCUGGCCCAUAGACCAUGGAAAGUCCUCUGCCAGGUCUACCUGCAACACCGAGCCCCUCUGUCUCAGAGACCAUUCAAAAUAGCAAAGCCAUGUUUUGGUUGGCAAAGUGGAGGGGGGGUUCACAAACUCUGGUUCAGCUUCCCUGAUUCCAGAGCCGCUUCCUUAACGUGGACACAGGUCCAGAACUGUUCAACAUCAAGCAGUGGUAAAGAUGGAUCUCCAGCAGGCCCUGUAGAGCCAAAACCCACUGAGAAUGCACAAGCUGCACAGCCCUCUGCAAAAAUAGCUGGUGCUAAAGUUAGCUCUGAUUCCAAACCUCAAGGUCUGAUGAAAGCAGAGGGUAUUCAAGUGAAAGUACGGGCUGUCCUGAAAAAAAGGGAAUAUGGCGUCAAAUACACCCAGAAUAAUUUCAUCACCGCAGUUAGAGCUAUGAAUGAGUUCUGCCUCAAACCCAGUGACCUUGAGCAGCUUAGGAAAAUCCGUCGACGUAGUCCCCAUGAUGACACAGAAGCCUUUACCGUCUUCCUGCGAUCAGAUGUGGAGGCAAAAGCGCUGGAUGUAUGGGGAAGUCAAGAGGCACUCACUCGAGAGAGGAAUCUCAGGAAAGCGGUGGAAAAGGAGUACCAAGAAAACACAUUUAGAAAUCAGCAGCUGUUGAAAGAGUACAAAGACUUCCGGGGAAACACAAAGCCUCGGUCUAGGACGAGAGCAACAUUUCUAGAAGGACCGGGCAAAGUGGUGAUGGUAGCAAUAUGCAUAAAUGGCCUGAAUUUUUUCUUCAAGCUGUUGGCGUGGGUUUAUACGGGAUCUGCCAGUAUGUUUUCAGAAGCCAUCCACUCGCUGGCUGAUACCUGCAAUCAGGCUCUUCUUGCACUAGGCAUCAGUCAGUCUGCCCGGAACCCAGAUGCCAUCCAUCCGUACGGCUUCUCCAACAUGCGUUACAUCGCCUCUCUCAUCAGCGGAGUGGGCAUCUUCAUGAUGGGUGCUGGCUUGUCCUGGUAUCAUGGCAUUAUGGGACUCCUGCACCCUCAGCAAAUGGAAUCACUGCUCUGGGCAUACUGUAUUUUAGCAGGGUCUCUGGUAUCUGAAGGAGCUACACUAUUAGUGGCUAUUAAUGAGAUUAAGAAGAGUGCACGUAAACAAGGCGUGUCCUUUUAUGAGUACGUGAUGCAAAGUCGAGACCCCAGCACUAACGUGGUCCUGUUGGAGGACGCUGCUGCUGUGCUCGGAGUGGUGCUGGCAGCUGGAUGUAUGGGACUUACAUCUCUUACAGGUAACCCCUACUAUGACAGUCUCGGUUCUCUGGGCGUGGGCACCCUGUUAGGAACAGUGUCUGCGUUCCUCAUUUACACUAACACAGAGGCUCUGCUGGGCCGCUCCAUCCAGGCCGAGCAUGUGCAGAAGCUCACAGAGUUAUUGGAAAACGACCCUGCUGUCAGGGCGAUUCAUGAUGUCAAAGCCACAGAUUUGGGGCUGAGCAAAGUGCGCUUCAAGGCGGAGGUGGACUUUGAUGGGCGGGUGGUGACACGCUCAUACCUGGAGAAGCAAGAUAUUGAACAGAUCCUCAAUGAAAUUCAGCAGGUGAAGACACCAGAGGAGCUGGAGAACUUUAUGCUGAAGCAUGGGGAGAACAUUAUUGACACCUUAGGAGCAGAGGUGGACCGUCUGGAGAAGGAACUUAAGCAACGUAAUCCUGAGGUGCGGCAUGUGGACCUGGAGAUUUUAUAAUGGAUGGAUGAAGUGGAAGGAGAACUAAUCAAAUCUUGAGUGACCUCCCGUCCCGUUCUUUCCAAACACCCAAUCAGCUGAAGUCUUAAGUUACACCUAUCCCACAUCACCAAAGCACUAACCGGUACAUGGUUUCGGUAGCUUGUUAAGAUAGCAAAACCUUAGCCAAUACAAAGAGAACUCCAACUGGAUGGAGACAUGGCCAAUAAAGAUUAUUUUACAGUCAUUGGACUACAGUUCUAGAUGGAAGUUUGUACCAUCAGAGCCUUAAAAUCAUGUCCAUGAAUUAUAAAAGGACCACUGUCUUAUUUCAUUUUACUCUUUGCAAGCAAAGCAGCAUAAACACUCAUAUUUCACAAGAGUUCUCGCAUGACACCAAACUAUUGGUGAACAGGAUAUCUCUAGAAAUAGUUCACAUGAAGGGAAACAGAACUAUUUCCAUUCUGCUAUGUAAAACCACAGGUUUAAAUUAUAUGUAAAAAAUAUUUCCCAUGUUACUCUAUUGCUUUCCGGAUUCACAGAGAUGAUGGCGUGUUCAAGCGAUGCCAUUAUCAUUAAAUGAAAUGAGCCGAUUUGUUGAAUGUUUAUGAGUAAGUUACAAAAAGAAUAAACAGUAAUUGUAAUCUACUGCAAAAAAAAAAAAAAAAUCCAGUUUAAAUUGAUGUUUUAAAAACUUUAGUUUCUUUUGAAAUUUCCAUUUAUUUAAAAAAGAUUAAAAUAGUACUAAUAACAGAUUUUUUAAAAAAAAAAGUGUAUUCUAAGCUAUAUUGAUAUAUUAUAUCCACAUUUAAAAGUAAUGAGAGAACUAUAGAAUCAAAUUGGUAUCCAUCGCCCAUGUCUGAUGAGGACUGCUCAGAUCUUCACAUCCUUCCUACGCUAACAGUACUAAUGUCCUUAUGCUGCUUUUGGGACACUGUUUAAGCUGUAAUUUUGUGAGAAUGAAUGAAGAAAAAGACAGAUUCGUGUUUCUAAAGUCACUAAAAAAACAUUCUAGGUUGGCAUUGUUGAUUUGCCACCCAGUUUGUGAACACUAGGCCAUGUGUUUCGUUGUAAAUAAUUCCUGACUGUGAGAAUAAAACACUCCGGUUUUGAUAUCUGAAAAAGAAGCAUCCAGCCCAUUAAAAUAGCCUCAUUACACAUGCAAACAGUACAUUUUGUGGUAGUUAUGCGCUCUCUUGUGCUGAAGUCUAACCUGUGUAAGGUUUUUAAACAUUGUAAUGUGAUCAGAGCUUCAUCUCCCUCUAGGCACAGUCAGACAUUUCUAUAUCUAAUGCAGGUUGAAUGAACACAUUCAAGGUUAAAAAGUUGAAAUUUGUUUUGGAAAAGGCUUUAAGACUAUAUAUAUUUUAAAUAUGUUUGACUGUGUCAGAUUGCUAUUUGGUUAGAUCUUUGAGCUGUUUGGAGCUACUGAAGAAAAUUUGAUUAAUAAAUUGCAAUUAAUUUAUUAAA